CCGAGUGAAUCAAAAAUUUCAAUCUCUUAUUUUUUCUAUUUUUCUCUUAUACAAUAAAACAAAAAAAUUAAAAAUAAAAAAAAAUAAAAAUGAAUUUGGAUUCAGAUGAAAAUUUCCAAAAACAAUUGGAAGAUUUAACAAAUUUUUUGGAUUCUUAUUGGAUUUAUGUAAUUGGAAUUGGAAUUGGAAUUUUAACAGCUAUCAGAUCUUAUAUGGGUGGUUCUGAAUGUCCAUCGAAAGAGAGAAUUGAUGGAAAAAUUGUAAUAAUUACCGGAGCUUCCAGUGCAAUUGGAAAAGAAACCGCUUUAGAAUUAGGAAAACGUGGAGGUCACAUAAUUCUUGCAGUGAGAGACAUUAAGUCUGGUAAUGAAGUGGCGAAAAAAAUUAAUUCCUUCUCAAAUGGACAUGCGGAAGUUAAAUACAUUGAUCUCUCAUCAUUGAAAAGUGUUCAAGAAUUUGUUGAAAAUUUAGAAACUGAACGUGUUGAUAUUUUAAUAAACAAUGCGGGAAUUGCAUUUCAUCCUUUUGAAAAAACAGAGGAAGGUUUUGAAAUGCACUUUGUUACAAAUUAUCUCGGUCAUUUUCUUUUAACGCAAUUACUUUUGAAAAAAUUGCAAAAAUCCGAACAAGGAAGAAUAAUUAAUGUUUCCGCUCAAGCCCACUCAAUUUCUACCAUUGAAUUUGAUGAUUUAAAUCAAGAGACAAAAUUCACAUCUCGAGGUGCUUUUGCGCAAAGUAAAUUGUUUCUUAUUCUCAUGUCUCGUCACAUGAGUUCGCUAUUGAAAGAUAAAACAAAUAUUACCAUCAAUUCACUUGAUCCUGGUCUCGUAAGAGGAACAAAACAUGCGAGACGAUCUUUAAUAAAUUCGACAUUUUUUCUUAAAACAAUACUUCAACCAUUAAUGUGGUUACUUCUUAAGAAUCCAAUGCAAGGAGCGCAAACUUCAAUUUUUCUAUCAGUCUCCUCUGAAUUGUCAAAUCAAACUGGAAAAUACUUCAGCGACUGUCAAUUAAAAGAACCUGCGGAAAAUGCAAGAAACGAUUUCCUCGCUAAAGAAUUGUAUGAAAAAUCGUUAAAACUCGUAAAAAAUUACAUAAAUACGUAAAAAAAAAUUGUAAUUAAAU
Molecule: messenger RNA, 1125 nt
Organism: Leptopilina boulardi
Lineage: Eukaryota; Metazoa; Arthropoda; Insecta; Hymenoptera; Figitidae
Product: retinol dehydrogenase 13-like
Exons: 6
Coding region: 90-1106 (338 amino acids)
Source: RefSeq, a predicted model, not a curated record